Molecule: messenger RNA, 399 nt
Organism: Gongylonema pulchrum
Lineage: Eukaryota; Metazoa; Nematoda; Chromadorea; Rhabditida; Gongylonematidae
Source: the annotation of a GenBank genome assembly
AUGCCUGACGCUGUUUUAUCAAUCAUUCAUUACAAAGGACGCGUUUUUGCUGCUCUGGCCAAUGGUUCUAUUGCAAUUUUUCAUCGUAAUACAGGUGGUGGCUGGUCUGAAGCAGGUUAUCACUGCAUGACUGUUGGCCGUGCUACGAGCUCUGUUAGGUCUCUUUCCAUAGUGGGCAAAUAUAUUUGGGCCGCCUAUCGCAACUGCAUCAUCGUUAUCGAUCCCAAUGAUCUCACUGUCAAGAAGGUUUUUGCGGCGCAUCCACGACGGGAUAGUCAAGUGCGACAUAUGCAUUGGAUUGGUGACGGCGUCUGGAUCUCCAUUCGGCUUGAUUCAACGCUUCGUCUUUAUCAUGCUCGCACUUAUGCACACCUUCAGGAUAUCGACAUUGAACCAUAU